UCGUUGCUUUUUUUUUCCCCUUUUUUUAAUUUUCAUUUUGCUUUUGCUUUUGCAAACGGUGCUUUGGGGCGGGAGGGGUCACACCCCCGGAUGGAAAAGGUCACGUUUGGAGAGGCCUAAGCCUUUCCAAUCCCACUGCUGUCUGGUCCUGGACUCUAGUGUGCUUGGCCUUUACUUGGAAGACUCAUCUGAUGCUCCAGGUUUUGAGAGGAAGGAUGAUUAAGGCUAAGAGGAGACUGGAGCUGGAAGAAAGUGACCAUCAGUACCUUGCUGCUGGUGUAUGUACUCCAAAAGGAAGAGGAAGGGGUGCAAUGAGAAGCUCAACUAGUCCAAAAACUCCCAAGUCUCCAUCAGAGAAGGCUCGCUACAACACAUCCCUGGUCCCUCUCACAAAGAAUGUUCUGCAGCUGCUGCGACAGUCUCCAGACGGGGUCUUAGAUUUGAACCGAGCUGCGGAGGUCUUAAAGGUUCCGAAACGCAGGAUUUACGACAUCACUAACGUUUUGGAGGGAAUUCACCUCAUCGAGAAGAAAUCCAAAAAUAAUGUUCAGUGGAUGGGCUGCAGCCUGAUCGAUGAUGAAGGAAUGCUGAAACGCUGCCAGGGUCUCAAUCGGGAUGUGACUGAGCUCAGUCUGAGAGAGAAGAAGCUGGAUGACUUGAUCCAGAGCUGCACUUUGGACCUAAAACGGCUAACUGAGGAAUCUGAAAACCAAAGAUUAAACUAUGUGACUUAUCAGGAUGUCCGAAAGAUUCAGAGCUUCAAAAGCCAGGUUGUAAUAGCUGUGAAAGCUCCUCCUGAAACCAGGCUGGAAGUGCCUGAACCAUAUGAUAAUUUCCAGAUACAUCUGUCAAGUUCCAGAGGACCCAUUGAAGUUUAUCUGUGUCCAGAUGACAAUGGAGCACCCAACAGCCCACUGAAAGCUGCCAGUCAGGACCUUUCUCGAACUACCUCCCAGUCUUUAACAAAUACAAGAGCAGAUGCUGAAGCUUCUAACGGGGUUCAACACAGCGAGUGUUCAGGUACACACUUUGCACGCCUUUCACCUUUGGCACCUCUGAACAAUCUUUUGCAACAAACUGAAGAUCAGAUUUCAUCUCCCAUGGAGGAGGAAGGACUAUUUGUAAAUCUGUCUCCGUCAGUGUCUCAGGAAGAAUAUCUGCUUACUAUCGGUGAUAAAGCAGGCAUCAGUGAUCUAUUUGACUGUGAUGUUGAUGGGCUAUUCCCCUUGGAAGAUUUUAUGUAACCAUUCAAUUUUUUAAAAUAAAAAAUGUCUUAAUAGUGCUGUCAGUGAUG
This is a messenger RNA of Callorhinchus milii (elephant shark), 1294 nucleotides long. It is a transcript of the gene e2f3, whose product is annotated as E2F transcription factor 3. The coding region runs from base 192 to 1244 and encodes 350 amino acids. The record is from RefSeq and is a predicted model, not a curated record. The transcript is spliced from 8 exons. NCBI's taxonomy places the organism in Eukaryota, Metazoa, Chordata, Chondrichthyes, Chimaeriformes, Callorhinchidae. Gene Ontology annotation, molecular function: protein dimerization activity; DNA-binding transcription factor activity, RNA polymerase II-specific; RNA polymerase II cis-regulatory region sequence-specific DNA binding. Gene Ontology annotation, cellular component: RNA polymerase II transcription regulator complex. Gene Ontology annotation, biological process: regulation of transcription by RNA polymerase II.